UCAUCACACAGCAAGUCUCUUGUUUUCGAUUUCACGAUUUCCAGUUUCAUGGCAUAGCAUCUUUCGGAGUUCUAGCAUUUCAUCCAUUUUUUAUUUUUAUUUUCACUUAUUUACAUCUUGUCACCAUGAAGCUCACUACUCCUCUCCUCCCAAUCCUCCUCCAAACCAUCACCACCAUCGCCGCCCCGGCAGGAUCAUCGAGCGAAGCGCUCAUAUCCCGCGACCUCAAACUGCCCCAGGACUACGGAAAGAGCUGUCGCACGACACAACUAGGCAACGGCCUCCGAGACGCCACAAACGUUUUCCGCACAGGCUUCGAAGACGUUCGGACCAUGGUGCUCGGAGCAAUGGAACUCAGCCCAACGGCCCACAACAACUGGUUCCAAAACUGGCUACCGAUAGCUGACUACCACCUCUUCCUGAAACUUUGCGCGAGCGUCAACGAGUACGUCCUCCCGCAAUCCGAAUUCGGCACUAUCUUCGUCGACUGCGAGGCCCCGACACCCGCGUGCGACAGCUUGAAAGAGCCCGACCACACAACAUCCCGCCUCGCCGCCACGAACCCGGAGAAUAACUUCCUCUACGCCUGCACCAAGAUCUUCGAUCCCGCGCACGCCGAGUACCGGCGGCCACUCAGUUCUCUCCCCGCGUGCCCGGAUCAGGGUGAUGGAGUACCUAGCAUUAGCAAUUGGCAGGUUCUCGGGACCACGCUUGCGAGGGAGAUCGCGCACACUUCGGCGUUGAUAAGGAGGAUGGGGCCGCCGUAUCUCUUCACGGAUAAACAGCUCCAUGCUAAGAUUGAUAGGUUUGGGUGGAUGGUUACGCAUGCCUAUUUUCAGUGGAAGUGUGGGUAUGGGAUUCCUAUUGGGGAUGAUAAGUGGGAGUACAAGAAGGAUUUGGCGAAUAUAGAGGAGGUUUUCCGUCCUUAGGGUUAAUUUUUUCUUUUGCUUUCGUUUUAUUGUAAUGUAGUGCAUUUUCAUUCCUUUUUCUUUUCAUUGGGUUGCAUAUGGGUCGCAUUUUUCUUGUCGGCAUUUACACCUCGAAUUUUCAUCACGAUCUUUGAUGCUUUUACUUCAUGUCAUUGUUAACUCUUGCGCUCACUACUUCAUUAAUUUUGUACUUUACCAUCUCU
Messenger RNA from Tuber melanosporum (Perigord truffle), 1132 nucleotides. RefSeq lists its product as uncharacterized. The transcript has a single exon. Bases 126 to 929 code for a protein of 267 amino acids. Lineage: Eukaryota; Fungi; Ascomycota; Pezizomycetes; Pezizales; Tuberaceae. The record is from RefSeq and is a predicted model, not a curated record.